AUGGUUCACAUCAAAGAGUUCGCCGUGGAACAAUGGAUGGACAAAUAUGAAACCACAGCCAAAUACAAUGUGGCAGAGACAUGCUGUGCGUCAAUCUCAUUUAAUGAUCUCCGGGAGCUGUCGGAGGACAAGUCCGACCCGUUGGACUUGAGCAUUAAGCUCACUUACGGAGCUAUUCGUGGGUCGGAACGACUCCGGGGAAACCUGGCAAGGCUGUACUCAGAUCAAACACCUUUGCCAUUGGACAAUGUCUUGAUCACUGCUGGCGCCAUUCAAGCCAAUUUUCUCCUGCUUUAUACUCUGGUUGGGCCCGGCGACCAUGUUAUCUGCCAUUACCCCACAUACCAGCAGCUCUACUCAGUCCCCGAGUCGCUCGGGGCCGAAGUGAGUCUGUGGAAGGCGAAAGAGGCAGACAACUGGAGGCUGGAUCUCAAUGAAUUGAAGAGACUUAUCCGUCCAAAUACCAAACUAAUUAUCCUCAAUAACCCCCAAAAUCCGACCGGAGCGGUGAUACCCCAGGAGACAUUGAAGGAUAUUGUUGAAAUAGCUCGAAGCUCAUCCAUCAUUGUCCAUGCUGAUGAGGUUUACCGACCGCUAUACCAUUCUGUCGGGGAAGACCAAGCCCCAUCAUCGCUCCUGUCUCUAGGGUACGAGCAUACGGUAGUGACCGGCUCCAUGUCUAAGGCGUAUAGUUUGGCAGGACUCCGUGUUGGAUGGAUUGCAUCUCGCAACCGCUCAAUCAUUGAGACCUGCGCCAGCGCCAGGGACUACACAACCAUUUCCGUCGGCCAGCUGGACGAUGCUAUUGCGAGUUUCGCCUUAGCCCCGGCGUGUGAGCCUAAUCUCAUUAAGCGGAACCUUAACUUGGCCCGCCGGAACCUGGCGAUUUUGGCGAAAUUCAUCGAGUCUCAUCGGUGGGCAUGUGACUGGGUUAAGCCGCAAGCAGGUACAACGGCAUUCGUGCGUUUUCACAAUCAAGGCAUUCCAGUGGAUGACGUAGCCUUCUGUGAACAACUCCUUCAGAAGACCGGAGUAAUGUUUGUCCCUGGACACUUAUGUUUUGGGGAAGGAGAUGAUUAUGAGGGAUAUGUUCGGAUAGGGUAUGUGUGUGAGACGGAAGUGCUGGAACAAGCUAUGGAAGCGUUGCGAUCGUUCAUGGAAGGGGAAUAUAGGAAUGUGCCGGUGAGGAAUCGGACUUCGAGAUCUGCCGACCGAGAUCUCCCCAUCCCUCUCCCGAUCGCCGGUUCGGCGCUGGUAGCCACGCUGGCAUACCUAAAUGCCAAAUUCUCCCUAUUCCAAGACAAACAUUCAAUUUCGUCUAUGGUCAGCAUAGCUAGUAACUCCAAGUCCGCUGAGCGAACCGAUCGCGUCAGUUACUUCUAUGUUCUGGAGCAGCACGCCCGGGAUCCCAAAACCAAGGAUCGGCCGUUUAUCGUCUACAAUGGACAAAGCUGGACAUAUCACGAAACGUACGUGCUGGCGCUGCGCUAUGGCACCUGGUUCAAGCAGGUUCACGGAGUCAAGCCCCGGGAAGUCGUUGCCAUGGAUUUCAUGAACUCCUCGACGUUCGUGUUUAUUUGGAUGGGUCUUUGGAGUAUUGGCGCUGCGCCCGCCUUUAUCAAUUACAAUCUGACAGGGCAGCCCUUGACACAUUCGGUUCGGGCCUCAAGCGCACGACUGCUACUCGUUGAGGAGGAGCUUCGCCAGAAGUUUACGUCCGAGCAAUUAGAGCUGUUUGCUUCUCCUGACUUUCGAGACGGAGGAGAUCCAGUCAAUGUGGUCUUCUUCACCCCGGAAGUCGAAACUCAGAUCCUCGGAAUGGAGCCCACGCGAGAGGAUGACACAGCUCGGAGCGGCAUUCAGCUGCGCGACAUGGCCACGCUGAUCUACACAAGUGGGACUACCGGUCUGCCCAAGCCCGCGAUCCUCCCUUGGAGGAAAGUCUGGGCUGGCGCUGUAAUGAUCAAAACCUGGCUGAAGAUGACCAAGGAUGAUCGGGUGUUCACGUGUAUGCCACUCUAUCACUCAUCCGCAGCCAUCCUCGGUCUCAUGCCGUGUUUAUGGACAGGAGCGGCUUUGAUCAUCGGUCGCAAAUUCUCUGCUCGGAGCUUCAUGCGAGAAGCCGGGGAGAAUGAUGCAACUAUCGUGCAAUACGUGGGCGAAACCAUGAGAUACCUCUUAGCAGUGCCGCCCGCCAUUGAUCCCGUUACAGGGGAAAAUCUAGACAAGAAGCAUAAGAUUCGCCUGGCUCUGGGCAACGGCCUGCGGCCCGACAUCUGGAACCGGGUGAAGGAACGGUUCAAUGUCCCUACGAUUGCCGAGUUCUAUGCUUCUACCGAAGGCCCAGGCGGCUUGUUCAAUAUCUCGUCGAACGACUUUACCGCAGGUGCAAUUGGCCGUAGCGGGUUUAUCACCAGUAAGAUCAUCGGUCGUAGUGUCGCUAUUGUUGAGAUUGAUCAAGAAACCCAACAACCCUGGCGCGACCCCAAGUCAGGUUUCUGCAAAAAGGUCCCGCGGGGCGAUCCGGGUGAGCUGCUAUAUGCACUCAACCCGCAGGAUCCUGGAGAGUCCUUUGUCGGUUAUUACAAGAACAACAAAGCCACGGACGGCAAGAUACUCCGCGACGUGUUUCGCAAAGGUGACGCCUACUACCGAUCCGGAGAUUUGAUCCGAUGGGACAAAGACGGUCGGUGGUACUUCUCCGAUCGUCUCGGUGACACCUUCCGUUGGAAGAGUGAAAAUGUCUCUACCAGCGAAGUAGCGGAGGUGCUGGGCGUGCAUCCGGAAGUGCACGAAGCCAAUGUCUAUGGAGUGGCAUUGCCGAACCAUGAUGGCCGUGCUGGCUGCGCCGCCCUCGUUCUUCAGCAACAGGCACGCUCCGAGGAUCAGACAGUGGUCAUCCCUCCAUGUGAAGAGAGUCUAAACAGCCUGGCGGCGCAUGUGCUGAAGAAUUUUCCGCGUUUUGCUGCUCCCCUGUUUCUCCGAGUCAUGGCUGAGAUGCAGGCUACCGGAAAUAACAAGCAGCAGAAGCAUACUUUCCGGACACAAGGAGUGGAUCCAGCACUGGUCCCUGCGAGUGAUCGCAUGUACUGGCUCCAGGGGAACCAGUAUGUGCCGUUUGAGUCGAAGGAUUGGGACCGACUACAAGCUGGGCAAGCCAAGCUGUGA
This is a messenger RNA of Aspergillus welwitschiae, 3168 nucleotides long. RefSeq names its product putative long-chain fatty acid transporter. Gene Ontology annotation, molecular function: long-chain fatty acid transmembrane transporter activity; pyridoxal phosphate binding; long-chain fatty acid-CoA ligase activity. The record is from RefSeq and is a predicted model, not a curated record. NCBI's taxonomy places the organism in Eukaryota, Fungi, Ascomycota, Eurotiomycetes, Eurotiales, Aspergillaceae. Gene Ontology annotation, biological process: biosynthetic process. The coding region runs from base 1 to 3168 and encodes 1055 amino acids. The transcript is spliced from 6 exons.